Chlorella variabilis is the source of this 1638-nucleotide messenger RNA. RefSeq lists its product as hypothetical. NCBI's taxonomy places the organism in Eukaryota, Viridiplantae, Chlorophyta, Trebouxiophyceae, Chlorellales, Chlorellaceae. Gene Ontology annotation, molecular function: metallocarboxypeptidase activity. Bases 52 to 1638 code for a protein of 528 amino acids. The record is from RefSeq and is a predicted model, not a curated record. The transcript has 13 exons.
AACCUGAAUGAUCGCAGGCUAAGAAGAGCGACAGACUGCACGCUGGCUGACAUGGGCCGAUCAUUGCACAUUAUUGUCCUGGCGCUGGCCGUGGUGGCCUACGGCCUGCUCAAGGCGGCCCCCGGAGCCUUCCGCCAAGACCCGGAGGAUGCCGCGGUGCAGCAGCUGCAGCUGGAACUGGACGCGGAGGUGGAGCGCGGGGCGGUGGGCCGCCUGGCCACCGCCCUCUCCUUUGCCACGCUGGCCAACAGCUCUGCGCCCAACCACAUCGGCAACCCUGCGCCAUUCCAGCAGCUGCACGACUUUCUGGAGCGCUCCUUCCCCUUGGUGUACGAGAGACUGAAGCAUGAGCGGGUCAGCGAGUAUUCCAUUCUGUUCACCUGGCAGGGGAGCAACCCGGAGCUGCGCCCAGUCCUGGCCAUGAGCCACAUGGACGUGGUGCCGGCGCCAGAGGGCCCCGGAUACAACUGGACCCACCCGCCCUUCUCUGGGACAGUGGCCGACGGGUACAUCUGGGGCCGCGGCGCGCUGGAUGUCAAGGUCACGGUGCUGCAGCAGCUGGAGGCGGUGGCGGCGCUGCUGCGCCAGGGCUACGCCCCGCAGCGCACCAUCCUGCUGGCGUUUGGGCACGAUGAGGAGGUCGGCGGGGGGUCAGGCGCGGGUGCCAUGGCGGCGCUGCUGGCCUCGCGGGGUGUGGAGCUGGAGCUGGUGCUGGAUGAGGGCGGCAUCGUCCUCAUGGAUGGCGUGUCUGGCCCCAACUUCAAGCUGGUGGAGAGGCCCGUGGCGCUGAUCGGGACUGCGGAGAAAGGGAUCGAGGACUGGGAGAUCCGGGUGGCGGGCGUGGGCGGGCACAGCAGCAUGCCCCCCACAGAUGGCUCCUCAGUCGCUGCCCGCAUCAGCCGCGUCCUGGCAGCCAUGGACGCCUACCCCACCCCCACCAAGCUCGGCGCGCCCGUCACAGACUGGCUGCAAGCGCUGGCGCCAGCCGUCAAGCUGGCGCCGCUGCGGAUGCUGCUGCAAAACGCAAACAAUUGGAUCGUCAACCCUGUGCUGGGGCAGCUGCUGGGGCAAGCCGGCAAGGAGAUCAACCCCUUUGUGCGGACUACCUGUGGAGUGGUCCAGAUCGAGGCGGGCGGCAUAGCCCACAACGUGCUGCCCAGGAGCGGCAGCAUUAAGGUCAACUGCCGGCUGCUGCCAGGCCACGACUCCUCCUUCGUACAGGAGUAUCUGGAGAUGGUGACACGCAAGGAGGCGGCGCACGUCACGCUGCACAAGCUGCCCCUGGGCAGCGUGCCUGCGUCGCACGUGGCGGCGUCCAGCGGGCCGCACUGGCAGCUGAUCAAGCAAGCCAUCCUGGAGACGCUGCAGCCGCCGGGGGGCCUGCAGGUGGCGCCCUACCUUGUCUCGGGCAUGACCGACAGCCGGCACUACAGCUCACUGGCGGGCGGCCGCGUGUACCGCUUCUGCCCCCACCGCUACACUCGCGCAGACAUUGGGCGGGUGCACGGCGUGGAUGAGCGCAUCGCGGCGGAAGACUUCCUUCGCGGCAUCGGCUACUACCGCCGCAUCCUGCAGCUGGCCAGCGCCGACGAGAGCAGCACAGAGGCGGGGCCGGAGGGUGCGGCAGCCACGGCAUGA